This is a messenger RNA of Linum tenue, 1283 nucleotides long. NCBI's taxonomy places the organism in Eukaryota, Viridiplantae, Streptophyta, Magnoliopsida, Malpighiales, Linaceae. The record is from the annotation of a GenBank genome assembly.
AAAACAAUAAUUAAUACUGCCUGACCCGAUCGGAACCCGAACCCAAUUCUGCACCGACUCUACUAAGCUAGACUUCGUUGCUGAUCAAGAUCCCUUUCCCUUUCCUUUGCGGCGGCGGCGGCAUCAUCAUCGAAUUCUUGCAAUGCGCAAUCGCACCUUGAAUCGCGCUCUGCAGCUCCUCCAUCGACGAAGCGUCGCCGUAGCUACCACCGCAACCCGCUCCUCCGCCGGGUCGGGUAUUAUUAUUAUUAUUGUUGUUGUUGUUGUUAUUACCCGACCCGCUGGCGAACCCGCUCCGGGACAGGACGCCAGAGUGACUCGGCGACGACCGCAUCGACGACGGACAGCUGGACGCGAUGCUGCUCCGCUUCCUCGGGUACCUCAAGUUCCCGGAGAAAGAGUGCGAGAAUCCUCUAACCGGCGCCGUUUUAUUGCUAUUGCUGCUACUACCUUCCACCGUCCCGCUGCUGCUCCUGUGAAUCACCUUUUCCUCCGCCGCAGGGUCAGAAACGACAUUUCCCUUACCGGAUCUCACGUCUCCCGAGGCGAAAACGACGCCGUUCGGGUAAAGCCCCAUUUUCUGCUGCUGCUUGUGAGAGAGCUUCUCGUAGAGUGGUUUAACUUUCUUCAAGUACUUCCUGAUGACGUCCUUCGCCGUCGUGCUCAUUCGCCUCACCGACGAUCCGGCGACGUUGACGUUGUUUUCUCCGGCGGCGGGUUUGGAGCUGUCCUUCUUGAAGACGGAGGAGAAUCUGGAGAGGGAGAAGUACUUGCCGUUCUUUUUUGCGGCGCCGCCGGUGAGGCGCUUGAGCUCGUCGGCGAGUUCGUCUGCGGCGGCGGCGGAGCUGGGGCGGGAGGAGUCGCAGAGGGAGUCGCCGACGGCGAGGAGGAGGAGGUCGGAGGAGGCGGCGGAGGAGGAGGAGGUGGAGGAGGAGGAGGAGGAGGUGGAGGAGGAGGCGAGGAGGAGGGUGCGGACCAUGGAGAUCCGGGGGGAGAGGUGGAGCGGGAGGAGCUGCCCCUUGUAGAAGAGCUCGUCGGCGGGGCAGAUUGCCGGGGAGGAUUUGCGAGGGGAGAGGGAGAUUGUGAACUCGAAAUCGGAGGAGGAGGAGGAAGAAAAGGAGUGCGACGGCGACGGCGGGAGGGUUUGGGAGGAUCUGGAAUCGAGCUUCUCUCUUCUCUUCCCCAUUGCUACUGUUUGGUUGGGAGAGAGAAUUGGAGAAUUGGAUGAGGAUUGGUUCAUAUAUGCAUAAUAAUUGUGUGUGGAGAGAGGGAUCUCGUUUUUU